Alligator mississippiensis (American alligator) is the source of this 2984-nucleotide messenger RNA. Its product is annotated as major histocompatibility complex class I-related gene protein. NCBI's taxonomy places the organism in Eukaryota, Metazoa, Chordata, Crocodylia, Alligatoridae. The record is from RefSeq and is a predicted model, not a curated record. Bases 68 to 1117 code for a protein of 349 amino acids. Gene Ontology annotation, cellular component: external side of plasma membrane. Gene Ontology annotation, biological process: immune response. The transcript has 9 exons.
GUCCCUGCCCCAGUGAUCGUUGGCUGCCUUAAAUAGGAGGGGAUACCGGCACCGGCGCCAAGCGCGGAUGCUGCUGAGCCUCCUGCUCGCGGGGGCCGUGGUCGUGACCGGCGGCUCCCACUCCUACCAGUAUUUCUACACGGGGGUGUCAGAUCCCGACUCAGGCCUGCCUGACUUCAUGGCUGUGAGCUACGUGGACAACCAGGAAAUUUUCUGCUACAACAGUAAGAUGCAUAGAGAGGACAGGUGUGCGAACUGGGUGCAGGAGGCCGUCGACCCAGACUUCUGGGAAAGUGAAAUCAGGAGCUUGCGGGGCUGGCAACGGGGAUUUAGAAAGAACCUGGUCACCCUGCAGCAUCGCUACAACCAGACAAGUGGGUCUCACACUCUCCAGCUCAUGUAUGGAUGUGAGCUUGGAGAAGAUGACAGCACUAGAGGGUAUAUGCAGUUUGGCUAUGAUGGGGGAGACUUCAUCAGCUAUGACCUGAGUAUGCGAACCUGGGUAGCGGUUGUACCACAGGCCCAGAUCACUCAGUACACAUUAAAUGAGGAUAAUGCUGCCCUUCAGCUUACAAGAGCCUAUCUGAAGGAGACCUGCAUCAAGUGGCUGAAGAUGUACCUGGAGCACGGGAAGGCAGCGCUGCAGAGCAAGCCUCCCAUGGCUCAGGUGAAUGACAGGUCUUCCCGAGAUGGACUUGCCACCCUGUCCUGCCGGGUCCACGGCUUCUACCCCAAGGAUGUGGCUGUCGUCUGGCUGAAGAACGGGGAGCCACAGACCCAGGAGACGAGCCGCUCAGGGGUUGUUCCCAGUGGAGACGGGACUUACCAGACCUGGGCCACUAUUGAGAUCGACCCGAGCAGCAACCAUGAUUACACCUGCCAUGUGGAGCACGUGAGCCUGGGUGCAGACCUGAGAGUGGCCUGGGAGAAAAAGCCUGAGUCCAGCCUGAUGCUGAUCGUGGGCUUUGUUAUCGCUGUCAUGCUGGUCUUGGUCGUGGCAGGUGCAGCUGUUUACUUCUGCAGGAGGCAGGGAGCAGGAUACAAAGCAGCAUCCACUCGUGACGGCUCCAACAGCUCCGGAAGCAACCAUGGCUCUGACCCCUGUGUCAAAGCUUAGCAGGGCUCAGUGGAGCCUACACCGCCUCCUGGGGGGCCCACAGAGGAGGAAAGAGACAGAUCACAGAGCAACGUGCUGCACUGAUUCCACCCUUCCAGAUGCCUUUUUAUGCCUUGAUUUUUUUUUCUUUGCCCCUUGCUGCAGGAGAGCAAUGAGCUGGUGUGUGAAAUUAAAGCUGCUGGGCUGCAGCCAAGCUGGGAAGGGGGUGGGGUUUGGGGAUUGCUUGUGACUGAUCAGCUUAUUCCAGGUUUGAACCAUAGUUUGCUGUUUAUAAAAAUAACAGAUAGGAAUCAUUUCCAAGGGCAUCUCCCUGCUAAUAGAGAGGUGGGCAGGGCAUGCACUGAAUUGGGCACUGGGUGGGUCAUGACCUAGAGCAGCGGUGCUCAAUCAUUUGGCUAGCUGAAGAUGUUAGUCCAUCUUCAGCAGCACUCCUUCCUGCCCCCUAGGUGCCAAGAUUGAGUGCUGGGGGCCUGUGCACCUGUGCCUCUGCACACUGUGGUGGGGAUACUGCUGCAAAUGUCCAGACUGUGGGAAGCAUCAGUGGCUGGCUGACAUGGCACCGUGAGCUGCAGGUUGCUCACCCCUGUGUUGGCUACAAAUGUCCAACUCGGGAUCCUUAAAAUUCUAGUUUAUUAGGUGGAUUAAAACACUGUAAUCAUAAACCUUGGGGCUGGUUCACACACACACACACACAUGCACACACAUACACACACACACACACACAGUAGCAGGCUACAGAGUCAGGUAUACCUAUCCUACCAGUGCUGGAGUCUGUUGUUGAGGCUUCUUUCAGCGUGGUGUUAUCUUCCAGAAGGGGGUCGCCGGCUGGUCCUUUAGGCUGGACAGGUCUGGUCGAGUUGGAGAUCAAGAGGGCGCCCCUGAGGGUCACUUUUCACUGCCUUUUAUCUGUCCCUGGCAGACUUUGGUGACUCCCCAGUUUUCUGGUUUGCCCAAUCCAGGGGUCAUUGACCCUCGUGGGACUUCCCCCCCCCCCCCCCCCGGUGGCUACUGGACGGCAUCUGUCAGCCCCAGGGGUUGUCCUCAUGUACGUGCAGGUUUGGGAGUCCGUUGAUGAGUUUAGAAUAGGGCUCUGGGAGUGGUUGAUCUGGAGACUUUCAGCGCAAAAGUUGGUCUCUGGUGUUGAUUAACUCAGACCAGGGCUUCUAGCCCUUGAUCAGUGACAUUUAGAGAUUUCCUGGUUGUUAUAUUGUCUUCUAUUGAGUUCUUCCCUUGGUUGAUCUGCAGCUUCCAGGUGAUAAUUGCUACCUGCUACUAUGUUACACAUUCAAUCACUGAUUCACUUGCUCUUUCAGAGGCCAGCCUGAUACAGGGAAGGACAAUUUGAUUCCUGCCUUUGUUAACAUUGUUACAAUGUAUAACUUACUAAAACACAUUCAGUUGAAAGUUGAAAGGUGAGGAAUAUAAAAUAUAAGCUACAAAUGCCAUGGCGCACAAAUAGAGAAAAAUACCAAACUACAAGGGGAGAUACAAAAUGCACACAUACAAAUUUUAAAACACAAUUCCUUAUCUUAAAGUGAAAGAGAGAAGAAGGAAGAAAAGGUAGAAGAGGAGAAACAUAUCCAAAGAGGGGAGAGCAAAUGCAGGCAAGAGGAAAAGGGGGCUUUCUGACAUCGGCCUUACACAAGGGUGAUGUCACUAUACUGUUUGAACACCAUUGUUCAGCUACAUAGACAGGAGGUGUGUCAUCUUCAGCUGGUUUGAAGUUAAAACAAAACUUAGGCAGUUAAAAGAUAGUGAAAGAGAAAAGCCUUGGGGGCAGAGAGAGAAAAUAACAUAACGAGGUUGAUUUGCACAGUUACAAUGGUAUAGUUGUCUCUUUGCUUAUUAAAAUAUGACUUUGAAUGCA